AUGUCAAAGACUUUAGAACUUCCUUGGGUUGAAAAAUAUCGUCCUCAUGUGUUAAAUGAUAUAGUUGGAAAUGAAGAAACAAUUGAAAGACUAAAAGUAAUUGUUAAAGAUGGAAAUAUGCCAAAUAUGAUUAUAAGUGGAUUACCAGGUAUUGGUAAAACAACAUCAAUACAUUGUUUAGCUUAUGAAUUAUUGGGGAAAGAAUAUUAUCAUCAAGCAACUUUAGAAUUAAAUGCUUCAGAUGAUAGAGGUAUUGAUGUUGUAAGAAAUAAAAUAAAACAAUUUGCACAAACUAAAAUUUCUUUACCACCAGGAAGAACUAAAAUUAUUAUAUUAGAUGAAGCAGAUUCUAUGACUCCAGGAGCUCAACAAGCUUUAAGAAGAACUAUGGAAAUUUAUUCAAAUACAACGAGAUUUGCAUUUGCUUGUAAUCAAUCACUGAAAAUCAUUGAACCUUUACAAUCACGUUGUGCUAUAUUAAGAUAUAAUAAAUUAUCAGAUGAAGAAGUAUUGGCAAGAUUAUUAGAAAUUAUUAAAUUAGAAAAUGUUCAAUAUAAUAAUGAAGGUUUACAAGCUAUAAUUUUUAGUGCAGAAGGUGAUAUGAGACAAGCUAUAAAUAAUUUACAAAGUACAGUUGCAGGGUUUGGAUUUGUAAAUGAUAUCAAUGUUUUCAAAAUAGUUGAUCAACCACAUCCUUUAGUAAUACAAAAAAUAUUAACAAAUUGUUUAAAAAAAGAUAUAAAUGAAGCUAUAAAUUUACUAGAUGGUCUUUGGCAUAAAGGUUAUUCAGCAAUAGAUAUUGUUACAUCAUCUUUUAAAGUUGCUAAAACUAUACCUAAUGUUGAUGAACUGAAAAGAUUGGAAAUGAUUAAAGAAAUUGGAUUUGCUCAUAUGAGAGUAUUAGAAGGAGUUGCUAGUUAUCUACAGUUGUGUGGUUUAUUUGCUAAAAUUAGUGAUCUUUAA
Messenger RNA from Lodderomyces jiufengensis, 963 nucleotides. It is a transcript of the gene RFC4, whose product is annotated as replication factor C subunit 4. Bases 1 to 963 code for a protein of 320 amino acids. Gene Ontology annotation, molecular function: ATP hydrolysis activity; ATP binding; DNA binding. The transcript has a single exon. NCBI's taxonomy places the organism in Eukaryota, Fungi, Ascomycota, Pichiomycetes, Serinales, Debaryomycetaceae. Gene Ontology annotation, cellular component: Ctf18 RFC-like complex; Elg1 RFC-like complex; Rad17 RFC-like complex. The record is from RefSeq and is a predicted model, not a curated record. Gene Ontology annotation, biological process: DNA repair; DNA-templated DNA replication.